Messenger RNA from Didymodactylos carnosus, 1350 nucleotides. The record is from the annotation of a GenBank genome assembly. NCBI's taxonomy places the organism in Eukaryota, Metazoa, Rotifera, Eurotatoria, Philodinida, Philodinidae.
AUGAACUGGAAUGUACCCCCUCCAUUAGCGCAGUAUAAUGGAAUGACAGGACCCUUACUAGGUGCUUUUCCUCCACCACCGCCAACACAACAACAACAACAACAAUAUUCGACUUACAGAGUUUCACGAUGGCAGCCAAGUGCAAAUAUGCCACCGACUAAUCCGCUAUUACCACCACCUCCUCAAACUUUUCAGCAACAACCUCAAACAACACGUGAUUUUAUCAUGUCAAAACCAAGUGAGCAAAUUACUAGUGAUACAGGUUCAACAAAUGUUCGAGUUGAAUUAGAACGUUUACGAAAAGAUUUAAUUCAAAGUUUUUAUGAAUCUGGUAGUACUAAAACGUCAAUAGUUAUGAAACGAAAAUUAGGAAUAUUAACAAAUGACGUAUGUGACUAUUAUCGUUAUCGUAAGACGCCUUAUUCCAUUCCACCUGAAGAAUUUAGUUCAACACCGUCCGUACAAUAUGAUUCUGAUACAGACCAACCAGAUCUCCUACAAGAUUUUACUCAUUCAUGUGUUACUUGUCCAUUGAAUUUGAUUCCUAUCGAUGAUCCAACAGCUACUCCAAUACCAAAUGGAAAAUUAUCACCAGCACAUGUGUAUAUGUGUGAUAUGUGUCAUUGUACACGAACUGUACGUGAAAAUAUGACUCGACAUUUAGAAACUGAAGAACAUUUAUCAGCCAGUGAUUAUCUGGCAUAUCGAAAACCUGAUUCACUCUCAAUAUUAACAAAUUGUUGUCGUCGCACGUAUUUGACCAACGAACAGCAUGAUGAAAAUGAUUCAGAUUCUUAUAUUGUUUGUCCAAUUUGUUUUGAAUGUUUUACUACUUGUACCUCAUGUGCAUUGCACACAAAUCUCUUACAUGGCCUAGAUUAUGUGUAUUCAAUAGCUCAAGUAACAAGUUCUCAAGAAUUAAGCAUAAAACGUGAUCAUGAUUGUGUUCAAUGUUUAAUGCAUUUUAAAAAAUUGACAUUACUUGUUAAACAUAUGGACGAAGUUGAUCAUGGUCCAAAAGAAACGGAUACACAUAUUCCAUUACUGUUAUGUUCACAACCAUCAUGUAAUUAUCGAACAAAACGUUUUUUCAAUUUUAAAACACAUUUAAUGUUAAUGCACAAUAAUGCAUUUCAUCCAGUUAGUUUUGAUGUUAAAAUCAAAGUAAAAUUAAUUGAAAAACCAAAAACAUUUAUGCAUAUCUCACGUUUUUUACAUCAAACAAAAUCCGAUAUUCAAGAAGAAUUACAAGCACUCAAAGAUUUAGAAGAAAACAUAAAACAUUUAUCUGACAAUGGGAAUAUGGCAAAAAUAAUCAAAACACGUUAUGAACUAAUUAAAAAUUUAUAA